Messenger RNA from Ananas comosus (pineapple), 729 nucleotides. RefSeq lists its product as uncharacterized. The transcript has a single exon. The record is from RefSeq and is a predicted model, not a curated record. NCBI's taxonomy places the organism in Eukaryota, Viridiplantae, Streptophyta, Magnoliopsida, Poales, Bromeliaceae. The coding region runs from base 1 to 729 and encodes 242 amino acids.
AUGGUCGUUUCGUGGAUUUUUAAUUCUUUAGCUUCAGAUUUACAUGAUAGCAUUGCUUAUAUUGAUUCAGCUAGAGAAAUAUGGACUGAUUUGGAGGAGAGAUUUUCACAAGGAAACGCCCCUCGUAUCCAUGAACUGAAACGUGAACUUGCAAUUACACAGCAAGGCACUAUGUCAGUUGCGACAUACUAUACCAAGGUAAAAGGAUUUUGGGAUGAGCUAAACACUUAUUCAAAUGUUCCUCACAGUACUUGUGGUGCAGCCAAGGAGUUCAUUGCUGAACGUGAGAAAGAGAAAGUUCAUCAAUUCCUAAUGGGAUUAUCUGAAAAAUUCAACAUUGUUCGAUCUCAAAUUCUAAGCACUGAUCCGCUACCUAGCCUUGCUAAGGUUUAUGCACUUGUGACUCGCGAAGAGAGACAACAAUCUCUAGCUGCAAGUCGAGCACCAACUAUUGAAGCUGCUGCUUUCAACGCUAGAAACACCAAAUCGAUGACCUUUGGAACGAAUAAAGAUCGAGUGCCAAAUAGAAAUAAGUUCUUCUGUGAGCAUUGUAAGAAAACUAACCAUACAAGAGACAGAUGUUAUGAGUUAAUUGGUUAUCCUGAAGGAUGGACAAACAAGGGAAGGUCGACAAAGGGACGUCAAAGCUCAUCAAAUUUAGCAAAUAAUGCCACCAUAAGUCAAUCUGAGUCAUCCUUUUCACUUGUCAAUGGCCUUACGAAAGAAUAA